AUGGCGUUGAUAUCCUCCGAGAUUCCUAUUUCUCAACUCAGGUUCUACAUCUCAACUGCGUUACGACACGGGGCCACGGCAUCAGAGAUUCAAUAUCUUAUCAACCAAUCGAGCGCGUUCUAUGGGGUCCCUCGAGCACUUACGGCGCAACAUCGUGUGGCAGAGGUAUUGGCACAUUUCCUGAAACGAAGCCCCUAUACCGAAGAGCGAGUCCAGGUCAAUGAUCACUCCACCAUCGUCCAAGACUCCAAUCCAGAGAGCAAUGCGGUGCCCAUCAUCCUCAUCCACGCCAUCGGUCUCGAUCGAAGAAUGUGGAAUGCUGUAUUCACGCAGCUCACAAGCCAGGAUCAAAGUAUUCGCAUAGUCUCCUACGAUCUCCGUGGCCACGGUGCUGCCUCGUCCGCCCCGCCAACUCAAUCCCUCGCACAUCUGGCCUCGGAUCUACGGGACUUGCUUAACAAACUCGACAUCCUCAGAGCAGACAUAUACGGACAAUCCUACGGAGGAGCCGUUGCACAAUACUUCGGUCUCAACUAUCCACAUUACACACGAUCUUUGGGUCUGGUAACUACGGCUGGCGAAUUGGGCAGCCGCAUGGCGGGCUAUGAGUGGUCUUGA
Molecule: messenger RNA, 618 nt
Organism: Rhinocladiella mackenziei CBS 650.93
Lineage: Eukaryota; Fungi; Ascomycota; Eurotiomycetes; Chaetothyriales; Herpotrichiellaceae
Exons: 1
Coding region: 1-618 (205 amino acids)
Source: RefSeq, a predicted model, not a curated record